AACCACCAUGGCAUCCUCCACUACAACGAACGCAUCGUCGGAGGAAAUGGCGCCGAGCAAAUUCAAGGAACUAUCGGCCGAAUGGAAAUACCAAGCGACACAGACGCUGGCAUACGCCAAACAGCUGGGCGUCGAUGCCAAGAAAUUUCCUGGAAAAGUGGGUACCGAACUAAAGGAUACAUGGACCAAGUUGGGCAAGGAUACCGAGUUGCUGCGAGAAAAGAUUGAGAAGAACUACAAACAGGUCAAGGCCAACCAAGCAGACGGAGAUGCUGCGUUGCAACAGGAAUACGACGAGGCCGAUCAAUUCUACCACGAACUGGUCGGGAAGGAUGGAGUGGUACCACAAAUUGAUCAAGCCAUUCAAGAAUCGGGAGAAACAAUCAACACCGACAACAACAACAAUAAACAGGAAUAA
This is a messenger RNA of Seminavis robusta, 418 nucleotides long. The record is from the annotation of a GenBank genome assembly. Lineage: Eukaryota; Bacillariophyta; Bacillariophyceae; Naviculales; Naviculaceae.